Eucalyptus grandis is the source of this 931-nucleotide messenger RNA. RefSeq lists its product as uncharacterized. The coding region runs from base 365 to 931 and encodes 188 amino acids. The record is from RefSeq and is a predicted model, not a curated record. The transcript has 3 exons. Lineage: Eukaryota; Viridiplantae; Streptophyta; Magnoliopsida; Myrtales; Myrtaceae.
CUCACGAACUCGAAGCCAGAGAAGAUUGCAGAGAGAGGAGCAAUGGGCUGCGUCUCUUCCAAGCACGUCCGGAAAGAACGGGAACGCGAGGAUCGCCAGCAUCGUCCUCGCCACGGUCACGGUCACGGGCAGGCCGUCUCCGAUGAUGGCGGCCGCCACGCGACCCGCGCUGCCCCCGUGCCCGACCACGUGGUCUCCCUCACCUCCAGCACUUAUGGGGUCCUCAGGCUGGACAGCGAGGAGCGAGGGUUGCCGUCGCCGCUGCAGCGAGGAGAAGUCGCUGCGCAGAGCAAGAGAUUGAAGGGCGGGUCGCCGGCUCGCGGCAGCGGGAGGAACCCCUGAAGUCAUCAAUGCGUGGGAGCUCAUGGAAGGCCUCGAGGAGGACGGAGCAACGGCGCCGGCGGACCGGGACAGGAAGACCCCGAGCCCGAGGCCACGAGGAUUGCUCCAAGGCCUCACGGGCAUCGGCGUGAAGACCCCGCUCAGGUUCAUGAACCAGAUUGGCUCUCCGAGGAAGGCGAACACCUAUGGAGGCAAGGAAAACAGGAAAUCCGACGUCACCCCAAAAGAGGCCUUGAGAUCGCACAAGUCGUUGGAGAGUUCGUGCAGAGCAGCGAAGAAUCUGAGAAUUUCGACCGUUGGGAUUCCAUUUGGAGGGAAGAGGAACAGCUUCGGGAGUGAUCACGGGGUCACGUCCCGGCGGAGUCUUGGCCCUCUGUUCGAUCCGGCGCUGCUGGAUUCGUACGAGAAAGAGCUGUCUCAAGGCGAAGAGCAUAUCAAGAAGAUGAUUUCGCCGUCAGCCAAGAUCAGGAAAAGAGAAAUUUCAAGGACCCCGAGUCCGUCCUCCGAACGUUCCAGCAAAAAUGCCCGCCCAGUGGAGACAAUGCGGUGGUCAUAUACACCACCACAUAUUGAGCGCCUCAUAUCUUGA